ACUACUACUCUAUUCUCUAAUUACUCUAUAACCUUUCUUCUCCACUUCACAACAUUCUUAACAAGUGUGAAAAUGGGGAGAUCACGAAGUGGUUAUGAUGAGAGUGGGUUGAAGAAAGGUCCAUGGACAGCGGAAGAGGAUAGAAUAUUGGUGGAUUACAUAAACAAAAACGGCCAUGGAAGUAAUUGGCGAGCGCUUCCUAAGAUUGCAGGUUUAAACAGAUGUGGAAAGAGUUGCAGGCUGAGGUGGACUAACUACCUCAGGCCUGAUAUCAAGAGAGGAAAAUUCUCUCAAGAAGAAGAGAAACUCAUCAUCAACUUACAUCAACUUCUUGGCAAUAAGUGGUCAGCAAUAGCAAGUCAUCUACCAGGAAGAACUGACAAUGAAAUCAAGAAUUUCUGGAACACUAAUCUUAGAAAGAAGCUUCUAAGAAUGGGGUUAGAUCCAGUGACUCAUCGUCCAAGAUUAGAUCAUAAUCAUAAUCAUAAUCAACUUCUUUCCAAUCUUCAACACUUGCUUCUUGUUGCAAACAUUCUCAACAAUAACAACAACAAUAAUAAUGCUCUAUUAAGUACUCUUCUUAUUAACUCUGAUCAUGCCAAACUCCAAAUCCUCCAAAACAUGCUUCAAAUCCUUGCUGCUACUACUACUACUAAUAAUAAUAAUCUUGCACUAAACUUGGAGCCAAUACUUAAUCAUCAACAAUUUGGUCCAUUAACCUCAUCAUCAUCAUCAUCAUCAGUUCCAAAUGGUUUUUAUGAAUCUUUAGGGUUGAAUGAAUCUAUGCUCCAAAACCUUAUUUGCAGUAAUGAUUCUUUUCCUUGUCAAAAUCAGCCCAAUUUCCAAAACUUUGAAGUUCCUCCUCAUGAUGAUAAUGUUAAUAAUAAUAAUGAGAAAGUUGUUGUUGAUGGCACAAAUUCUUCUUCUCCUACAACACCAUUGAAUUGUUAUUCAUCACUUCCAAAUCUGGUUUCAGCCUCAUCACCUCAUCAUGAAUGUUCCAACAAAGUAAAUAAUAAUAAUAAUAAUAAUAAUAAUAAUUCUCCAACUUCAACCAACAACUUUGAAAUGUGGGCAGAUUUCAUGUAUGAGGAAGCAAGUGAUGCUUAUUGGAAACACAUCAUAGAUCAAGAAUCUAACCAGCCAUAGUCAACACUCAACAAUCAAGGUUCAUCACAACAAUAAUGGGAUUUUUUUUUAAUUAUCAUUGUUGGUUGUCUCUAGCUUAGGAUCAACAUACUGUUUUGUGAGGAUGGAUUGAUUGAUAUAAGAUUUAUAUAUUGUAUAUAGAAGAUUAGACUUAUAGUACAACAUAUGGACAUUAUUGUAAUUUUCACUUUACAAAA
Arachis stenosperma is the source of this 1346-nucleotide messenger RNA. RefSeq names its product transcription factor MYB53-like. The transcript has 4 exons. The coding region runs from base 73 to 1149 and encodes 358 amino acids. Lineage: Eukaryota; Viridiplantae; Streptophyta; Magnoliopsida; Fabales; Fabaceae. The record is from RefSeq and is a predicted model, not a curated record.